Phycodurus eques (leafy seadragon) is the source of this 2161-nucleotide messenger RNA. RefSeq names its product aldehyde dehydrogenase 3 family, member A2b (gene aldh3a2b). The transcript is spliced from 11 exons. Gene Ontology annotation, molecular function: aldehyde dehydrogenase (NAD+) activity. The coding region runs from base 143 to 1630 and encodes 495 amino acids. Gene Ontology annotation, biological process: aldehyde metabolic process. NCBI's taxonomy places the organism in Eukaryota, Metazoa, Chordata, Actinopteri, Syngnathiformes, Syngnathidae. Gene Ontology annotation, cellular component: cytoplasm. The record is from RefSeq and is a predicted model, not a curated record.
CCCCGCCCACAAGGAGGCGGGACAUAGCGGGACGACCUGACUGCAGCUCCAACUCCAGCCAGUUCCGCUAGCGUCCGGUUCAGACAGUCCGUCGGAUCGAGCCCGAAACCGAAACCGUACACACGAGCGGAACCCCUCGAGGAUGUCUCGCGAGCAGCAGGCGGUGGCGAGCGCCAGGCGGGCUUUCGAGACGGGCCGCUCCAAAAGUUUGGAGCAUCGCGUCCGGCAGCUGAAGAACCUUCAGCGCUUCCUCACCGAGCGCCGCCGCGACAUCUGCCAGGCCGUCAAGAAAGACCUCAACAAGAGCGAGGUGGGGGUCCAGAUGUACGAGACCCUGGGCCUGGAGGAGGAGAUCGGCCUGGCCGUCCGGAAGCUGAAGGAGUGGGCGGCGCCGCGGCCGGUGGAGAAGAACCUGCUGACCGUGUCGGACUCGGUCUACAUCAAAGCGGAACCUCUGGGCGUGGUCCUCAUCAUCGGGGCCUGGAACUACCCGUGGGCCGUCACCCUGCAGCCGCUCGUCGGCGCCAUCGCGUCCGGUAACGCCGCGGUGGUGAAGCCGUCCGAGGUCUGCGUGCACACGGCCAAGGUGAUGGACGAGCUGCUGCCGCUCUACCUGGACAAAGAGCUCUACCCGGUGGUGACGGGGGGCGUGCCCGAGACGCAGGAGCUGCUGCGCCAAAGGUUCGACCACAUCUUCUACACGGGAAACAGCGCCGUGGGAAAACUGAUCAUGGCGGCGGCCGCCAAGCACUUGACGCCCGUCACGCUGGAGCUGGGCGGAAAAAGCCCGUGUUACGUCGACAGCAAGUGCGACGUGGCCGUCGCCUGCAGACGUGUGGCGUGGGGCAAGUUCACCAACUGCGGUCAGACCUGCAUCGCGCCCGACUACAUCCUGUGCGAGCCGGCCGUGCAGCAGCGCCUCAUCCGGGAGCUCCAGAAGGCCAUCGAGGAGUUCUACACGGACGACCCCAAGACGUGCCCAGACUACGGCCGCAUCGUCAACCAGCGCCACUUCAGGAGGAUCGUGUCCAUGCUGCAGGACAGCACCAUCGCCGUGGGCGGAGACAACGACGAGGAAGACCGCUUCAUAGCUCCCACAGUGCUGCGGGACGUCAAACCCGAUGCCAAGGUGAUGCAGGAGGAGAUCUUUGGACCACUGCUGCCCAUCCUGACCGUCAAUGGCCUGGAUGAAGCCAUCCGGUUCAUCAACAAGGGCGAGAAACCUCUAGCCCUCUACGUCUUCUCUGAUGAUGACAAGGUCAUCAAGAAAAUGAGAGACGAGACCUCCAGUGGAGGACUUUUGGUCAAUGACUGUCUGGUGCACUACUCGGUCAGCUCGCUGCCUUUUGGGGGUGUUGGUAACAGCGGGAUGGGCUGCUACCACGGCAAGUACACCUUCGACCAGAUGAGUCACCUUCGGGGAUGCCUCAUCAAGGGCCUGAAGAUGGAGGCCAUGAACAACAUGCGCUACCCUCCUCACACGGCCAAGAAGUUGGGCUGGGCGCGCUUCUUCGUCCUCAAGAACUUCAACUUCGGCUGGAUCGGACGCCUGCUGCUGCUCGCCGUCGUCGCCGUGCUGGCCGCCGCCGCCGUACAGAGGUAUCACCUAUUGGAGAAGUACUACAGUUAAAGACCACCGGCGUCCUGUCCUCUGCACUCUGACCCUAGAAAUAAUUGCAGACAAUAUUUGCACGUUCUGCAAAGUACAAUUUUAGCUGCUGAUUCAUAACAUUGCACCAUCACAAUGUCAUUUUCAUUUGUUUUGAACUUUUCAAACCGGCUCAGGCGUCGUGUGAGCAAGAAAAGCUGCACAUUUGUGUCUUCAAGUGAAGGACCAAACCCCUUUUUAAAAAGCUGUUUUUACACUGAAGGAAGCUUGCUAGCGAGUCCGUUUCAUUUCAUUUCACGAGUCGGCAUCCGGCCGGCCCAAAGUCUCCGGAAGGUUCCCACCAUCGGUUUCUUGUUGGUCCUCGUUUAUUUCAUAAUCCUCGAACGCAUCGCGUGCCUGCAUUAAGAAGCGGUCAGGACGAACGUGUAGUAACUGUCGUUACUCGAGGUUUUUAUAACACUUGUAGGCUUUGUAUUGUGAUAACAGAUGAAAAGAUUAUAUUCAUGUUAAUCUCCUUGUGAAUAAUAGUCUAAUAAAUACAUUCCCAUCUGC